Bombyx mori (domestic silkworm) is the source of this 1060-nucleotide messenger RNA. It is a transcript of the gene bai, whose product is annotated as transmembrane trafficking protein. Gene Ontology annotation, cellular component: COPII-coated ER to Golgi transport vesicle; Golgi apparatus; endoplasmic reticulum-Golgi intermediate compartment. Lineage: Eukaryota; Metazoa; Arthropoda; Insecta; Lepidoptera; Bombycidae. Gene Ontology annotation, biological process: Golgi organization; intracellular protein transport; endoplasmic reticulum to Golgi vesicle-mediated transport. The record is from RefSeq and is marked provisional.
CGACGACGUUAGCCAACUCAUCGGUCUAUUUGACGUAAAAUUAGAGAUUAUGUUUGUUUUCCGGUCAUAAAUGUUAUGAAUUCGGCUUUAUUUAUUGCAAGAUAGAUAAUAUAUAACCACAAUAAACAUGGAGGUACAAUAUCUCGUGUUGUUACUGAGCUUAAUCUGGCAUGGAACUGAUGCGAUUAUGUGGAGCUUGGCGCCGAACACACACAAGUGUUUGAAAGAAGAAUUACACGCCAACGUGUUAGUUGCAGGAGAAUAUGAUGUGACAGAAAUACAGGGGCAAAGAGUUGACUAUAUUAUUAAAGACUCGAAGGGGCACAUCUUAUCACAGAAAGAUACAGUAACAAAGGGAAAGUUCUCAUUCGUCACAGAGAAUUAUGAUAUGUUUGAAGUUUGCUUUAUAUCUAAAGUACCAUCAGAAAGAAGAGGUAUUCCACAUCAAGUAAGCUUAGAUAUUAAAAUCGGCAUAGAAGCAAAGACUUAUGAAGGGAUCGGGGAGGCUGCAAAAUUGAAGCCAAUGGAAGUGGAACUGAAGAGACUAGAAGACCUAUCAGAAGCUAUCGUUCAAGAUUUCACACUAAUGAGGAAAAGAGAAGAAGAAAUGAGAGAUACCAAUGAAUCAACGAAUAAUAGAGUUUUAUUCUUCAGUAUAUUCUCGAUGGCGUGCCUCUUGGGUCUGGCCACCUGGCAAGUCCUGUACCUUCGCAGGUUCUUCAAAGCAAAGAAGCUAAUUGAGUAAUUAAGUAACAAUACGCGAGUAACGUCUUGAUGAAACUGUGUUGAUUCGAUUCUGUUUUUUUUUUUUUUACUUCGUUUUUGUUAUAAUCUGUGGUAGUUUAUAUUAUAGUGUGCAGUUUUUUCGCAACACUGGGAACACUCCUCUGGUGACUUAAAAUUUGCGACAUUAGAUCUUAAAUUGUUUAAUAUUAGUGAACUAUUAAAUGUUUGGAAUAGUUAAUGCAGUAAUUUCCUAAUUUUUUUUUUAAUUAUUAUUUGUUGUAAAUGAUCGCGUUUUGUGUCUGCAAAUGUAAAAUAAAGUCUAUUUGGAAUAAUA